Molecule: messenger RNA, 1533 nt
Organism: Acanthosepion pharaonis
Lineage: Eukaryota; Metazoa; Mollusca; Cephalopoda; Sepiida; Sepiidae
Source: the annotation of a GenBank genome assembly
AUGCACAUGUUAGUUGAAAGAGUCACAUCAAUCAAAAAGAUUAUAAUCCAAUUCGGAAAUCUACUUUUUUUUCUUUCACAGCCAGUUCAGAAAUCUGUUUCUUUUUCCCCAGCCAGUUCGGAAAUCUGUUUCUUUAUUUCCCAGCCAGUUCGGAAAUCUGUUUCUUUCUUCCCCAGCCUGCUCGGAAAUCUGUUUCUUUAUUUCCCAGCCUGCUCGGAAAUCUGUUUCUUUAUUUCCCAGCCAGUUCGGAAAUCUGUUUCUUUAUUUCCCAGCCAGUUCGGAAAUCUGUUUCUUUAUUUUCCAGCCAGUUCGGAAAUCUGUUUCUUUCUUCCCCAGCCUGCUCGGAAAUCUGUUUCUUUUUUCCCCAGCCUGCUCGGAAAUCUGUUUCUUUAUUUUCCAGCCAGUUCGGAAAUCUGUUUCUUUCUUCCCCAGCCUGCUCGGAAAUCUGUUUCUUUAUUUCCCAGCCAGUUCGGAAAUCUGUUUCAUUUUUCCCCCAGCCAAUUUGGAAAUUUGUUUCUUUCUUUUCCAGCCAGUUUGGAAAACUGUUUCUUUCUUCCACAGCCAGUUCGGAAAUCUGUUUCUUUAUUUCCCAGCCCGUUCGGAAAUCUGUUUCAUUUUUCCCCCUGCCAAUUUGGAAAUUUGUUUCUUUCUCUUCCAGCCAGUUUGGAAAACUGUUUCUUUCUUCCCCAGCCAUUUAGGAAAUCUGUUUCUUUCUUCCCCAGUCUUUUAGGAAAUCUUUUUCUUUCUUCCCCAGUCUGUUCAGAAAUUUUUUUUCUUCCCAGCCAAUUCAGAAAUCUUUUCUUCCCCAGCCAAUUCGGAAAUCUUUUUCUUUCUUUUUUUCUUUCUUCCCCAGCCACUUCCGAUAUCGUUUUCUUUCUUCCCCAGCCAAUUCGGAAAUCUUUUUCUUUCUUCCACAGCCAGUUCAGAAAUUUUUUUUCCAACCCUUGCAUCUAUCUAUCUAUCUAUCUCUAUCUAUCUCUAUCUAUCUAUCUCUCUAUCUAUCUCUAUCUCUAUCUAUCUCUAUCUCUAUCUAUCUCUAUCUAUCUCUAUCUCUAUCUCUAUCUAUCUCUAUCUAUCUCUAUCUCUAUCUCUAUCUAUCUCUAUCUAUCUAUCUAUCUAUCACACACACACACACACACACACACACACACACACACACACACACACACACAGAGGCGGGAUGCGGCUUUUUGUGCUAAUCGACUCUACUUCUUUUAUUACCCACCAUAUUUCAUUCACACUUUUCUUUCCACUUAUUUCUUCCUGUCCCCUGUGUUAGAAUUAGCGCUCCUUGUCCCUAAUGGGUUUGUCCGGUCGCUAUCGUUUCAUUUGUUGCCCGCAAGCAAGCCUAACAUCAAUCAUUUGAUCCCUCAUUUGAUUGGGGUUCAAACACUUUCAUACGCAUUAUUUAUCGAGCAUUCUUUCUCUGUAUUCUGCUUACACGCGUCAGUUAAAAACGCUGACACGAUGUCAGGUGGCAGAGGAAUCAGAGAGAGAGAGACAGAGAGAGAGAGAGAGAGAGAGAUUCUUUAA